AUGGCUAACCAGAGCUUUGCCAUCGAUGGCCCUGGCAGUUUGCUGGCUGUGCUGGCCUCACAGAGCGGACUGGCAAGAGGCGGCAGCAGUAGCAGCAGCAGCAGUGACGGCAGCAGCAACAGUGGAGGUGUCUCUGCCACAGAUAUGUCUGCCUACUUUAAGCUGGUCUUCUUGGGUUUGAUCAUCUGUGUCAGCCUUGUAGGCAACCUCUUGGUCUCCCUGCUGGUCCUACGAGACAGGACACUUCACAAGGCUCCCUACUUCUUUCUCCUGGACUUGUGCCUGGCCGAUGCAGUUCGCUCAGCUGCCUGCUUCCCCUUUGUGCUGGUCUCCGUCCACAACAGCUCGGCCUGGACUUACAGUGCCUUGAGCUGUAAAGUCGUGGCUUUUAUGGCCGUGCUGUUUUGUUUUCACGCUGCCUUCAUGCUGUUUUGUGUGGCUGUCACCCGCUACCUUGCCAUCGCCCACCACCGAUUCUACGCCAAACGCAUGACCAUCUGGACCUGCGCCGCCAUCAUUUGCAUGGUGUGGACUCUGGCUGUUGCCAUGGCGUUCCCACCUGUCUUUGAUGUGGGGACGUACAAGUUCAUCCGUGAUGAGGAUCAGUGUAUUUUUGAACACCGCUACCUGAAGACCAACGACACCCUGGGCUUCAUGCUCAUGCUGGCUGUGGUGGUCCUUGCCACCCACGGUUUCUAUGCCAAGCUGCUGCUGUUUGAGUACAGGCACCGCAAGAUGAAACCUGUCCAGCUAGUGCCAGCUAUCAGCCAGAACUGGACCUUCCAUGGUCCUGGGGCCACGGGUCAAGCUGCGGCUAACUGGAUUGCAGGGUUCGGUCGUGGUCCCAUGCCGCCCACUCUGUUGGGCAUCAGGCAAAAUUUACACAAUCAACACCGGCGGCUGCUCGGGAUGGAAGAGGUGAGGUCAGAAAGGAGGCUGGGCAGGAUGUUCUACACCAUCACCCUGCUCUUCCUGGUCCUCUGGGCUCCCUACAUCGUGGCGUGCUUCUGGAGGGUGUUCGUCAAGUCCUGCAGCAUCCCUCACAGGUACCUCUCCAUCACAGUGUGGAUGAGCUUCGCCCAGGCUGGAGUCAACCCCAUCUUCUGUCUCCUGCUCAAUGAGGACCUGAGAAAAGUGCUGAGAGCUCACCUGCCUACCUACUGGAGGACUAAACAACACCUGCCCCAGGAUGAGGCCUACUGCAUUAUGUGA
Messenger RNA from Xiphias gladius (swordfish), 1212 nucleotides. Its product is annotated as probable G-protein coupled receptor 173. Gene Ontology annotation, cellular component: plasma membrane. Gene Ontology annotation, biological process: G protein-coupled receptor signaling pathway. NCBI's taxonomy places the organism in Eukaryota, Metazoa, Chordata, Actinopteri, Istiophoriformes, Xiphiidae. Bases 1 to 1212 code for a protein of 403 amino acids. Gene Ontology annotation, molecular function: G protein-coupled receptor activity. The transcript has a single exon. The record is from RefSeq and is a predicted model, not a curated record.